AUGGCGCCCGGGCCGGCUUUCCUCGCGAACGAGUUCGACGUUCUCUUCGAGGUGACCGACCCCGCGAGUCCAUCCCCGGUGGACCGCCCGAAACCCCAUUCCUUCACCCCCGAGUCGUGUCGCCAUCCGUAUUCGUCGCCGGCGCAAACUCCGCAGUUCAAGCGCCCUGACCCCGCCCGACGUCGCCAUCCAACGUCGCAGUCCACGAAGAAGACGCUCGCGCCGGUUCGCGAACUCCUGGGCACGAUCCUCCCGAGCGACGGCGCGCACUACUGGAUCCUGCUCGUCACCCUGCUCGUGUGCCCGGCGCUCAUCCUGUACGGACACCACCUCGAGACUCGCGAGCGGCGAGGCAAGGGGGGCGUGGCAAAACCAGGGAGCCUUCGACGAACGAUGAGACAGGCCGAGGCGGAGAUGAAGGCGAAGAAGCGCGAUUAG
Molecule: messenger RNA, 438 nt
Organism: Micromonas commoda
Lineage: Eukaryota; Viridiplantae; Chlorophyta; Mamiellophyceae; Mamiellales; Mamiellaceae
Exons: 1
Coding region: 1-438 (145 amino acids)
Source: RefSeq, a predicted model, not a curated record